CAAUGACCAAAUUCUCCGUAUCCAUCUAUCUCAUAAAUCAUAGUAAAACCUAACAUCAGUUUGACAGCCGUCUCUCUCUCCCUCUCACCCACUCGCCAACCCACCUAAACGGCGAAUAACCAAAGAAGCGGCGGCGGUGGUAAAACCCUAGCUCCAUCGAUAGAGACAACCAUUUAACUCUGCCGUCCUUUCUCCUCUCCCCCCUGUCUCCUACACUCGAUUCUCGACGUACCCAUCUCCGGAAAAUCUUAUCUUUCCGGUGAAAUUUCCGUUUUCCAUUCGGUGUAAGCGAGGAUUGGAGGAUCGUCAUCAUCUGGGGAAUCUCUGGAUAUCGCUUUCGAAAGACGUCUAUUUCGACCGACUUAGAAGAUUUAGAAAUCCAUGGGUAAGACCGGGAUUCAGUUGUUCGACGAUACGAGGAACGGGUUGUUCUCCGUGUCCGAUUUGGGAUAUCAAUGGAGUCUAGACAGCGGAAAUUACCACCCGGUUGGUGGUUUGUUCGCAAGCGUCAAUCAAAUGGGAACUGGGUUGGGGUCGGGUUUCGGUUCCGGGUCCGUUUCGUCUCCGGACCCUGCGAACAGAGGCAGCAAUAACAGCUUCGCUGCUCAGCUCAAUGAUCUUUACACCAAGUAUUUGCCGGCGAAAGAGGAGGAAGAGGAAGUGGUUGGUGGGAAGAAGAAGAAGAAAACUGGACUGAAAUUGAGAAUAAAGAUCUCGAAUCCGUCGUUGCGGCGGCUGAUAAGCGGAGCAGUCGCCGGAGCUGUCUCGAGGACAGCGGUGGCGCCAUUGGAGACCAUUAGGACACAUCUAAUGGUCGGAAGCGGUGGACACUCGACCACUGAAGUGUUCAAUGAUAUCAUGAAGAAUGAGGGUUGGAAAGGGCUCUUCAGGGGCAAUUUGGUUAAUGUGAUUCGGGUUGCUCCUGCUCGAGCCGUCGAGCUUUUCGUGUUCGAAACUGUGAACAAGAAUUUGUCACCAAAACUUGGAGAACAGUCAAAAGUUCCCAUCCCGGCUUCGUUAAUAGCAGGAGCCUGUGCCGGAGUUAGCCAGACCCUCUUGACAUACCCCCUUGAAUUGGUCAAGACUCGACUCACCAUUCAGAGAGGUGUUUAUAAGGGAAUAUGCGACGCAUUUCUCAAAAUAAUACGGGAGGAAGGCCCCACCGAACUCUACAGGGGUCUUGCACCGAGCCUAAUAGGAGUUGUCCCAUAUGCAGCCACAAACUACUUUGCCUACGACUCCUUGAGAAAAGCAUACCGGAAGUUCUUGAAGCAAGAGAAGAUCGGGAACAUUGAGACACUCUUGAUAGGUUCUUUGGCAGGUGCAAUCUCGAGCAGUGCAACCUUCCCUCUCGAGGUGGCAAGGAAGCAUAUGCAGGUGGGAGCAGUAGGAGGGAGGGCUGUCUACAAGAACAUGUUGCAUGCCCUCUUGUGCAUUCUCGAGCAAGAAGGUAUCCGAGGUUGGUACAGAGGGCUCGGCCCGAGUUGCUUGAAAUUGGUUCCUGCAGCCGGGAUCUCCUUCAUGUGUUACGAGUUCUGCAAGAGCAUACUUGUCGAGGACGAUCAAGAAUCCUGAGUAUUUCCUUUCUUGUUCUUCGAGCUGAGGUUAUCGGGUUCUUGGUUUGAUCAAAGGGAUGAGUUCCGGGACCAUUCGGGUCAAGAUUUGAUGAAUUCUCCGAUCCGGGUUUUACGGGACUGACCUUUUUACCAACUGAUGACUUAACAGAUACACAGCUGAGGGGGUUGAGAGAUUUAGUUUUUGGGGGGCAAGACUCAUCCUUAAGAGGAUUCAUCCUUCAUUUCCGCAUCACCUUAUUGGAAUUUUUAUUGUUUUGGAUUUGACAAGAAGCUUCUUUUCCGGGUUCAAAUAAGUUGGAAUUUAUACCUUUCUCA
Tarenaya hassleriana is the source of this 1892-nucleotide messenger RNA. Its product is annotated as adenine nucleotide transporter BT1, chloroplastic/mitochondrial-like. NCBI's taxonomy places the organism in Eukaryota, Viridiplantae, Streptophyta, Magnoliopsida, Brassicales, Cleomaceae. The record is from RefSeq and is a predicted model, not a curated record. The coding region runs from base 382 to 1575 and encodes 397 amino acids. The transcript has 3 exons. Gene Ontology annotation, biological process: transmembrane transport.